UUAGAGCAUUCUGUGGAGAUGGAGAGGAGGCCCAAACCCUUUCCUCAAGCCAGCAAGCAGGACCUCCCAGGGUCUGCGUCCAGGGAGUGCUCUGAGGAGGUCUUCUGUGUGUGCUGAGUCAGGAGCUCCAUUAGCAUUGGCACUAGACACUGGCAUUGCCCUGAUGCUUUGUUCAUUGAUUCUGCUACCAGUGCCUUUCACGUGGCUGGGAGGAUGGGACACAAGCGUGUGGCUGGUUUGUUCUUUGCACAAAUUGCCAGGUUACAGCCUCACAGCAAGCCUGCAGGGCAUGUGAGCCCUCCACAGAAGUAAGGAAACAGGUUCAGAAGGCUGCAUCUUCAUGCCAGAUCGUGGUUUGACCUGGUUGGGCUAAGACGUGACCCUGUUUUUACUGAGGACAACAGCCCCAUCCCAUUUCUCGAAGCUCCUGUCUUGGGGACAUAACUUGGCAAGAUGAACACUCGGCCCCAUUCUCCUGGGAAACAAGGAGUCAGAUGGAGUUCAGCAUCUCCUCCUUAUCCAUCCAGGAGUCUGGCACAGCCAGCAUGACUAGUGAUCCCAGGCCCCUGGCCAAGGCUCCUCAGGGCACACAGGCGGCCAAGCCUGCCCAGAGCAGCAGAUCUUCUAGCCUAGAUGCCCUGGGACCUUCAAGGAAAGAGGAGGAAGCAUCUUUUUGGAAGAUCAAUGCUGAGCGCUCUCGGGAGGGGCCUGAGGCCGAGUUCCAGUCACUGACACCCAGCCAGAUCAAGUCCAUGGAGAAGGGAGAAAAAGUCAUGCCUGCUUGCUACCGCCAGGAGCCCAUCACAAAAGACAGGGAGGUCAAGGUUAUGCCCCAAGAACAACAAACCGUCUUCAGUGUAAGCACAGGGCAAGAGGUGCCCCAGCCUGUGAAAGCCCCUGCCAGCUUGCUGCCCAAGGCCACCCCCAUUGAGUCCCCAGAGAAGCCACCGCCUCCCACUGCCCAGCAGGAUGAAGAAGAUGAUACUCUGUUCUCAGAGCCUGUGUUUUCCCAGAUCAGCUCAAGUAACACCCUGUUGAAGACAGGCUUUGAUUUCCUGGACAACUGGUAAACAGUGCUACCUGGAAACACAGCCAAGAGCCCCCAGUGUGGUCCACGUGGUGUUCAGAGGAGAAGGCAGCUCUGCCUGUGUAUUUUCCUGUUUUCUCUGCUUUUUUCUUAGUCUUUCGGGAACUAGGAGAUGUUGCCAGGUUUUCCUUUUUUUUUUUUUUUUUUUUUUUUUUUUGGUAAAACCAAAUAGAUAAAUAUGCUAUUUUCAAGAAUUUGAUAACAAGUUUUACACUUGGGAUUUUUAAAGACUGAGAAUCCAGUAAGCCAGUAAGCCUUGUAAAUAAAACUUUUGUUCCCAGCUCCAACCCACUUAUCCAUCCAAGACGGUUCUCUGACCAAGUCAUAAAAGGUCGCAAAGGCGAUGGAUCCACUCCUCUCUUUGUACCCUCCCCGGCCCUUUUCAUCUGGGGCUCCCUGGAUGGAUGUGGCCUGCUGACUGUCACCGUGGAAGAUUCAUCCUUACAAAUGGGCUCACCUGGCACCCUUCCUUUGCUGAAGCCACAUUUGGUGUCCGUCCCCUCCCCCUCUUGUAGUUAACAGACUGCUGGCAGGUGGCAGGUGUCUGCUAAGCUGUCGCAGUGACUUACCUGGAGCUUUGAUUGUUUAGCAGCAGCUGCCUGUUGGCAGGUUUUCUGUCAGAUUCUCACUGUUUUAAAUGUAGCUGCAGCAGCCUCCUUGGUUCUGUAGGAGUUUUCUUCUGGAAGUUAUUAUAACUGUCCUGCUAGUGUCCCAGCCCUGGCCACUAUGGGAGUCAGGGUGGUGACAGUGGUGCUGGAGAACAGGGUUCUUCUGAUUCACUACGUUACAAUCUUCCAGUAUGAGACUGGCAGGCUUGGUCAUUCUUUACCCCUGUCUGAUCAAGCUGUGUCAUGAAGGCCUCUCCCUGAGACCUGGCCACCUUCAAGUGCAAGAGGCCUUCCUGAGGGUUCCAGAAGCUUCCCCUUGCAGCCCUGAGAGUUCACAGCAGCAAGGCUGGGUGAGGAGCGCCCACCACACCCAGAUCUACUGUUCUCAGCUGUCAUGGCUGCCCUGCCAUGGCCUCUGGACCACAUGCAUCUGCAGGAGGUGCCAAGCAGAUCUGUGAGCUCUGGGUGGCAUGGUCUACCCUUCACUGUCGCUCCAUUCUCUUCACCUGAAGCCUUAAAUCUCUAUGAAUCCCCUCCUCUGAGCGCCUGGUUUCAGUACUUAAAGGUGUAACCCUCUUAAUGCCUGUGUCGUAGGACUUUCUGAAAUAGCUUCUGGAAUAUUCUCUUUGGCCCUGUUUACCAAGGUAAAGCACACAGCCACUAUCCCACCUUUCUCCUCUUCUCUAGGAAAACAUACCAAAGCUAUACUUAACCAAUAUUGAUGUGAUAGCUGCCAAUUAGCUUAUGUCCUGAACAUCCCGUGAUCCCUUGGGUUUGGGUUUGCCUUCCUCUAGCAACUUUUGACCAGUCAUCUUUCAUACUGCUGUAGAGCAGUUGAUAGGGGAAGUUGAUAGAAAGGCUGCUGGCACACAAGGAAGAAAAUAACUUGCAAGCCACCAUUGGCACAGCCCAGGCUGGCACUCACUCGUCAGGGGAGUCCAGCACGGCUGCCAUGUGCCUGCCCUCCCACUCCAGUGCCGUGGGUUAAUUGCGAACCUGUGCAUGUUCUCCUUCCCUGAAGGUCUGUGGCUCGUGGCAUUGUCAUAGCAGGAAGGAGAAGGCUCGCCCUGGCCAUUUGACCAGUGUGACCAGUCCGCUCUCUUGUGCAGACUUGUUCACAUCCUCUCACUUUCUCCUAAUUCCCUUCUAGUUUCUCCAGUGAAAACAUGGAGUGUACGCACAGUGGUGUUUCUCACGGAGGCCUCCCAAGAGCAGGUGGGAAAUCACAGAUAGGGGCUCUAGGAGGGAUCCUAAAGGACUCACCUGACCUGGGGAUUGUCCUUGCACCUGGGAGGGCCUACACCAAGCUGGCUUCUUGGUUUCCCCUAGGCACUCUGUGGCAGGGCCCAGGAGAUUGGCCAGGUGUUUAUCACCUUCUCUUUCUCCGGCAUCCUGAUGAAGUACAUUUAUUAUUUCUCUUGAAAGCACAUUCUUUGUCUGAAGCCUGUGUAUGAGUUUGGACUCCAUUACAUGCCCAGGCUCAGCAUCUUGGAGGCAGCUCCAGGGCUCUGUGUCUUGCUCUUGGUGACUGUAUUUGACAAAAGCUCUCAGGAACCAAGACUGUGCCUGUCUGGGCUGUCCCUGAAUCCCAGGCUCUCCAGGCUUGGAUGUGCUCCCAUUAGGAGCAGGGGAGUUGGCCUCCUGGCCAGGUGUGUUCCCUCAUGCCAGGGCCAGGAGUGGCCUUCUGUUCUUCACAUCACCCUCUCCUUUGAUACGUUUUCAAAAUGGUAAAUUCUUACUGACAGCUUAUAACUUGGUCCUAUUUUGUACUACUAGCCUUUAAUAAAGCCAUUUUAAAAAUGA
Molecule: messenger RNA, 3498 nt
Organism: Mesocricetus auratus (golden hamster)
Lineage: Eukaryota; Metazoa; Chordata; Mammalia; Rodentia; Cricetidae
Gene: CUNH1orf198
Product: chromosome unknown C1orf198 homolog
Exons: 4
Coding region: 495-1070 (191 amino acids)
Source: RefSeq, a predicted model, not a curated record